GCACCUCAGAAUCACGUACGCACUAGCACACACACCAAGCUAAGCCUGUCUUGCAGCUCAUCAGUGCUCCCGAUCCAACGACUCCAUUAGCGCGCUCAUCGCAAUUCCCAUCAGCGACCGCCGGCUUAAAUAACAAUGGCUUCUAGCAGAGCCCAGAGGAGCAGGACGACCUACGUGCCGGUGUGCCUUGCCCUGCUCCUGCUCGUCAGCCUGCGACCGUCCAGCGCGCGGCUGCUCCGGCCGACGGGGAACGGCGACGGCGCCGCCAUCGAUGUGGCGAGGGAGGUGAAAGAUGCCGUCGUCGACAAGUACGCGCCGCUGCUCCUCUCCAUGCUGCCGAGGGCGCCGGUGCCGCCGUCCGGCCCCAGUGGCGGCACGAAUGAUGCUCCCCGGAAUUAGCAGAUUAAUCCAAGCACCCGCGGUGGCCGGUGGAAUGAGUUCACAAGGGCCGGCCACAUGGAGGUUUCACGGCAGGCUAGAGCUAUUUAUUGAUAGUUGGUGCCUUGGUGGGAGGUUAUUCGUAGAACUGAUCAUCUGUCGUGUCCCCGGUUAUUCGUUAGAGGCUAUACCGUGACUUUCAUGUAUAAAAUACAACAGAUAGCUAGGUACAUACAUCUAUACUAGCGUAAAUAUAUAGUAUAGAGGCAUACAUGUUAUACCUUUAUUCUUUUGUUUAUGCACUUUAUUUUUUGAAUACUUGAAAACAGAUUUAGCAAAUAUAUAUAUAUAUAUGUGCAAAAUCUGAGUUAGCCAAACAGAUGUGAAGAACUCUACCUACAA
Panicum virgatum (switchgrass) is the source of this 780-nucleotide messenger RNA. RefSeq lists its product as uncharacterized. NCBI's taxonomy places the organism in Eukaryota, Viridiplantae, Streptophyta, Magnoliopsida, Poales, Poaceae. The record is from RefSeq and is a predicted model, not a curated record. Bases 136 to 399 code for a protein of 87 amino acids. The transcript has a single exon.